Rana temporaria (common frog) is the source of this 2107-nucleotide messenger RNA. RefSeq names its product beta-secretase 1 (gene BACE1). Gene Ontology annotation, biological process: membrane protein ectodomain proteolysis; amyloid-beta metabolic process. The transcript has 9 exons. Bases 314 to 1813 code for a protein of 499 amino acids. Gene Ontology annotation, cellular component: endosome; membrane; trans-Golgi network. The record is from RefSeq and is a predicted model, not a curated record. NCBI's taxonomy places the organism in Eukaryota, Metazoa, Chordata, Amphibia, Anura, Ranidae. Gene Ontology annotation, molecular function: aspartic-type endopeptidase activity.
CUCCUCCUCCUCCUUCUGCUCCGAGCAUCUCAGCUUCUCUCAUCCUCCGCAACUCAGCAUCCAUCCGAGGCGGGGAGACAGGUGAGCCCGGAGAGGAGGGGUACCCCAGUGCCAUGGUGAGAGAGGGGGGACGGAAGGAAGACCUCCGACCUCCUGUAUGACAGCUGUCAUCCUCCUCCUCCCCGCCGCCGCCGCCGCCGGCCUGUAGAUCCUCCAUCCUCCCCAUGGCUGCUGACAUGGAGCUCCUCAAGUUGCUCUGACAAAGGAGAGCCUGCCUCGGUCAUAGAGAAGGAGGACGCUGGCAGCUCAGAAGAUGAAGCUUUUGGCGUUGGCCAGGAAGGGCAGCCUCCUUCUGAUGCUUCUCCCCAGCCUCAUGCCGGUGUCUGGGCUGGUGGCCAUCAAAGUGCCUCUGAGAAAUGUCCCUGCUGGGCCCGGACAGGUCCAUGGGAGCAGAGAGAGGCGCUCAGCAGAGGAGGAGACCAACUUCAUGGACAUGAAGGACAACCUGCGAGGAAAGUCCGGCCAGGGCUACUAUGUGGAGAUGAGGGUGGGCACUCCCCCCCAGACGCUUAACAUUCUAGUUGACACUGGAAGCAGUAAUUUUGCUGUGGGCGCAGCUCCUCACCCCUUCUUGAAAAGAUACUACCAUCGUCAUAGGUCCAGAACAUACAGAGAUGUCAGAAGAGGAGUGUAUGUUCCAUACACUCAGGGAAAAUGGGAAGGGGAAUUGGGAACGGAUUUGGUUACAAUCCCACAUGGACCCAAUGUUACUGUUGUGGCAAAUAUUGCAGCCAUCACAGACUCUGACAAAUUUUUUAUCAAUGGUUCCAACUGGGAAGGAAUUCUGGGACUUGCAUAUGCUGAAAUUGCAAGGCCGGAUGACUCGCUGGAACCUUUCUUUGACUCUCUUGUAAAGCAAACUCGGGUACCCAACAUCUUUUCUCUGCAGCUUUGUGGGACAGCUUACCCUAUAAAGGACAGCAAUGUUUCUGCUUCUGUGGGCGGAAGUAUGGUGAUUGGAGGAAUUGAUCCAUCGUUAUAUGUGGGUAAUAUCUGGUAUACACCAAUUAGAAAAGAAUGGUACUAUGAAGUCAUCAUUGUGAAAAUUGAAAUUAAUGGACAGGAUUUGACAAUGGAUUGUAAAGAGUACAACUAUGAUAAAAGCAUUGUGGACAGCGGUACAACCAAUCUUCGUCUGCCAAAACGUGUUUUUGAUGAAGCUGUAAAAGCGAUUAAGGCCGCUUCCUCGACAGAGAAAUUCCCUGAUGGAUUCUGGAUGGGAGAACAGUUAGUUUGCUGGCAGGAGGGUACUACACCAUGGAACAUAUUUCCUGUGAUAUCCCUUUAUCUAAUGGGUGAAGCUGCAAAUGAAUCUUUCCGCAUCACCAUCUUGCCGCAGCAAUACCUGCGCCCCGUGGAGGACAUAGCCACAUCUCAGGAUGACUGUUAUAAAUUUGCAGUGUCUCAGUCUUCUACUGGCACAGUAAUGGGUGCGGUCAUCAUGGAAGGUUUCUAUGUUAUAUUUGAUCGUGCACGUAAACGGAUUGGCUUUGCUGUCAGCACAUGCCAUGUGCAUGACUUCUCUCGCAAGGCCUCGGUGGAUGGUCCAUUCUAUGCCUCUAACUUAGAAGAUUGCGGGUAUAACACUCCACAGCUGGAUGAAUCAGCUUUAAUGACUACGGCCUAUGUAAUGGCUGGCGUGUGUGCCCUGUUUAUGCUGCCCCUUUGUCUAAUGCUCUUCCAAUGGCGUUGUUUUCGCUGCCUAAGACAAUCGCAAGAUGAUUUUGCUGACGAUAUUUCCCUGCUGAAAUAGGCAAGCACCUCCUUACCCUUAUUCUGAGUUGACUGAACCUCAGUCCUAGAAAGACUGCGUAACCUGUACACGAGGAUCCACCUGGGGUCCUCUUGCUGCAGCAAUGACUCCCAGAUAAACAAAGAAAGCUAAUUCUAGGGGUCUACCAAACAAUGGAUUCUUUUACAGCUUUACAAUACAGCCUCUUGAAUUACUACUGGUUAAGCAAAAAUGCAUCUUCCUGUGUUACCACUGCUAAAAGAAAUUAACAAAGGAAGCUGUCGUUAACAUUAAGCCAUAUUUAAGACUAACAAA